UUGAAGUGUAAUAUUUGGAAUACAUUAAAAGUUUAUGGGCUUGUUCAUUAGUUUACUUGACUCCAUAGUCGAAAGUUUCUUCGUCCACGCAUCUCUCUUUCAAAUGUCAACCUAACCUUCCACGAAACCAGACUCUAUUCAAUCGAUAGACCAAAGAAAAACCCAUAUCACUUAUUAUAAACUUUACCCACUACAAAUACAAACUCCAAAGGAGAAAACAAAAGCCACAAGCCAAAACCCACCUUUGUAUUCCCUCAUCAUCCAAAACCAUGGAAUUUUUCACCAAAGCCAGAGCCAUCAAGCUCCGAAGCCACAACAACAAAUACCUAGUAGCAGACGACGACCAAAAAACAAUCCGCCAAAGCCGAAACAGUUCCUCAACUAAAUCCCGAUGGAUUAUCGAACUAGUGGAGGGUGGAUCUUCAAUCAGACUGAAAAGCUGUCAUGGGUUCUAUCUAACAGCCACAAGUGAAUCCUUUCUAUUAGGUAUGACUGGAAACAAAGUAAUCCAAUCACAACCGGAUAGUCUUAAAGAAUUGCCUAUUGAAUGGACACCCAAAAGGGUUGGUCCUAAAGUUGAGUUAAGGUCGUUUGGUGGAAAGUGUCUUCGUGCUAAUGGUGGACCACCUCCAUGGAGGAAUUCAGUGACCCAUGAUGAACCACAUAUGAAUUCAACUUUGAAUUGGGUUUUGUGGGAUGUGGAACCAAUUGAAGUGCCUGAGAAUGGAUCGAUGAAGGAGUAUUUGUCGAUGAUGUCGACUGUGUCUUCAGUUUCUGAUGAUUUAUUGUCGGAACUUGGAUCGCCGGUCUCUCCUCGGUCCAACUAUAAUUCACCUAGACCGUCUUUCAUGGAGAAAAACUCACAUAGAUUUUCGAUUAACAAGGCAAUAAACUUAUUUGAAAACGCAAAGGCAGUGCGCCUGCUUAGCCACCACGGAAAGUACCUUCAUGCUGACGAAGAUCAAGAAUCAAUCACACAAGAUCGAGAUGGUUCAUCAAAGACAGCCCGCUGGACAGUUGAGUUUGUUCCUGGUGCCGACAAAGUUAUCCGACUUAGAAGUUACAACAACAAAUACCUAACCGCCUCCAACAUUCCCUUCCUCCGCGGUUUGUCAGGAAGAAAGGUAGUUCUAACGGUUCCCCAUCGCCUCGAUUCCUCUGUGGAAUGGGAACCAAUACAUGAAGGUAACAAGGUCAAACUCCGAACACGAUAUGGUCAGUUCCUUCGCGCAAACAAUGGUCUCCCACAUUGGAGAAAUUCAGUCACACAUGAUAUUCCUCGUCGAACUAGUACCCAAGGUUGGAUCCUCUGGUCUGUAGAUAUUCUCGAGAUCCUCCCAAAGAGUACUCGUCCUCAAGAAAUUAGUAACAAUGAAACUCCUAGCACAAAAAUACAAGAGCAAGAACAAGAACAAGAACAAGCACAAGCUAAAACACAAGCACAAGUAAAAAUAGUUGAUGGGCGGACUAUAUAUUACAAAAUAGCGGAUGAAUCGGGGAAUAUAGAAGAUGAAGUAGAGGAAAUGUGUUUUACAUUUAGAGGAAACGGAGUAGAGGACUUGAGUCGACAAUUGGAGGAGGAGAUUGGAAUUGAGGAUCUCAUUGUUUGUUCCCGAAAUCCUUUGAAUGGAAAGCUCUUUCCUCUCAUGUUGCAACUCCCUCCAGCAAGUGUCGUCUUACACCUCAUUGUGGUUCCGGCCGAUUCAAAAGUGGGCCGAGACCUUGAAAGGCGAGGAAUGGUCCUCUGAUUUAGAUAUCCAAGAUUUUGUGCAACAUUCUUUUUUUCUUGUGGGGUUUCUUGAUCUAUUUAGUCGUGAGUUCUUGUGUACAAUUGAUAUGUCGAAACUUCAUCGUCUAUUGUUCAUCUCCUCUUGUCCUCUUGUAAAUGACAUUACUCAUGGUUUGAUACAUAUAUAUAUAUAACAAUGUCAAAUGUUGUAUUUGUUAUUCAAA
Molecule: messenger RNA, 1953 nt
Organism: Impatiens glandulifera
Lineage: Eukaryota; Viridiplantae; Streptophyta; Magnoliopsida; Ericales; Balsaminaceae
Exons: 4
Coding region: 270-1748 (492 amino acids)
Source: RefSeq, a predicted model, not a curated record